Messenger RNA from Rotaria socialis, 729 nucleotides. Lineage: Eukaryota; Metazoa; Rotifera; Eurotatoria; Philodinida; Philodinidae. The record is from the annotation of a GenBank genome assembly.
AUGAAUGUAAAUUUGGUUCGCUCUCAGUAUAGAAAUCGAUAUGUUAUACGUUGUCAACAACUAUACAGUGAAUGUAAUUCACAAAUCAAUAAACAAGUGUAUGCGCUACAGUUACCAUCUCGUCGUGCUCAAUCUAUAUUUUCAUUCUAUGAUAAUUAUGUCGAAAAUGAACAUGAACGUUCUCGAUCAAAAUGGACAACAGUUCGACGACGUUUACCAGAUAUUCUUGCACUCAGUCCGACCUAUAAGCCGAAAAGUGUUCGAGCUCAACUCUUUUUACUUAUGGCAUUAAUGAAUCGACAAUCGAAUGAACUACAUCAAUCAAGUGAUAAUAAAUCGGAUUUUGAAUUAGCAUGUGCUCCGCAAAGCGUUAUUAUUAAUAUCGGUGGUCAUAAUCGGCUAAUUCAUUUAAAACUUAUUCCACCACAACAAAUGAUACACGUCGAUGUUGGUGAUCUUACAUUUUCAAUUCCAACACGACAAUUUAUCACAGCUAUAAGUCGCGGUGAUGCAUAUCAAGCAGCUUCGAAAAUAUGUCCACCGGCUAUAACGGAUAUGCUCAUUAAUUUAUCGAAAACAAAAGUUGCCGAUGAUGGUAUACAAUAUCAACGAAUACUACUUCGAAUGCGAAUUGGUAAAAUAUUGUUUUUCUCUCUAUUUGCAUUUAUUAUUGGAAUGAUGUUGAUACUUAUGCUAAGUACUAUGGAUGUACUACUGAAGAUGCGUUGA